Chelmon rostratus (copperband butterflyfish) is the source of this 1107-nucleotide messenger RNA. RefSeq names its product glutathione S-transferase Mu 3-like. The transcript is spliced from 8 exons. Gene Ontology annotation, biological process: glutathione metabolic process. NCBI's taxonomy places the organism in Eukaryota, Metazoa, Chordata, Actinopteri, Chaetodontiformes, Chaetodontidae. Gene Ontology annotation, molecular function: glutathione transferase activity. The record is from RefSeq and is a predicted model, not a curated record. The coding region runs from base 117 to 776 and encodes 219 amino acids.
CCCACCUUCCCAGUCUGAAAGGGACCAGCCCCUCUCCCCUCCCCUCCUUCUCCGACCAGCGUUAAACGUUACAGGAGGUGCUGAAGUCUCGGUUUAAUCUCAGAAAGUGAUCCAAAAUGACAAUGAAACUGGCUUACUGGGACAUUCGUGGGCUCGCCCAGCCAGCCCGCCUGCUGCUGGAGUACACCGGCACCAAGUAUGAGAACAACUUCUACGUCUGUGGCGAAGCUCCAGACUAUGACAAGAGCUGCUGGUUUGAUGAAAAACACAAACUUGGAAUGGACUUUGCCAAUCUGCCCUACUUGGAGGAUGGAGAAAGGAAGAUAGUGCAGAGCAAUGCCAUCAUGAGAUACAUUGCUCGUAAGCACAAUAUGUGCGGAGAGACAGAGGAUGAGAAGGUCCGUGUGGACAUCCUGGAGAACCAGUCCAUGGACUUCAGAAAUGGCUUCGUGAGGCUGUGCUACUCAGACUUUGACAAGUUGAAGCCAGGGUACCUUGAAGCUCUGCCAGCCAUACUGAAGCAGUUCUCAAAUUUCUUGGGAGACAGGAAGUGGUUUGCUGGUGACAAGAUCACCUUCGUGGACUUCAUUAUGUACGAGCUGUUGGAUCAACACAGGAUGUUUCAUCCUACGUGCUUGGAUGACUUCAAGAACAUCAGAGAUUUUUUGGACCGAUUUGAGGCUCUGGAGAAGAUCGCUGCCUACAUGAAGUCAGACAGAUUCAUGAAGACUCCUGUCAACAACAAGAUGGCCAAGUGGGGAAACAAGAAGGAGUAAAGGAAAUAAUGAAGAGUGUUCACAAGUGCAACUGAUUCAAUAACUCGUAGCUCAUUCAGGACUAGAGAAAAGCUUCCCUGUACUCUGGCUUUUUAUAACCUGGUAACUAUUUGUUUGUGUAGGUUUCAUGUCCUUUAAUCAGAUGCUAAUCUGUCUCAAAUAUGUACAUGCCAGGUCGAUACCCAUUUUUUAGUUGAAUUGUAUAAAAAGAAAUUCAAGUUUGUACUGAUAUUAUGAAGAUAAGGAAAAAGAUAAGUUAAAGCACUUAAUUUCUUUGUUACAUCUGAAACAGAUUUUGUUUUUUGACCAAUUAAAGUAAUUCUUAUACUGA